AUGGAUUUUCUUGGAAUCAGAAACAAUAGAUUUAUCAAAUUUAAGAAUAAUUUAGAUUAAGAUGUUACUUUCAGAGAUGAAUUUGUUUUAACAUUAGAUGCUGUGUCUCAAAUAAAUGUACCAAUUACAUAAAAUUUUAAAUUGAUAUCAACAAUAAAACACUCACAAAAAAAAAAUAAGCUAUGA
Messenger RNA from Paramecium primaurelia, 186 nucleotides. Lineage: Eukaryota; Ciliophora; Oligohymenophorea; Peniculida; Parameciidae. The record is from the annotation of a GenBank genome assembly.